Phaedon cochleariae (mustard beetle) is the source of this 1925-nucleotide messenger RNA. The record is from the annotation of a GenBank genome assembly. Lineage: Eukaryota; Metazoa; Arthropoda; Insecta; Coleoptera; Chrysomelidae.
UCACGAUGUUUUGUUUUGACUUUUAAGCCGGGGGGGCCCGUCUCCGACGUUGACUUUAUGGUUGUGCAAAAUUGUCACGUCAGCUUGAAGUUUUCAAUAUGCAAGCACCCCAAACCGGUAAACUUUUAAAUAACCAAGGAAGGAAUUUAUCUAAAAACAGUUUAUUAGGACUAACCAGCCUGAAUCAAGAAGUAGCUCUGUUUGACUAUGACAAUGUUUUGAUACAAAGAAAUUACAUUGAAAAUGAACAAGUCAGAAUUGUAUCAGGAGGAGCAUAUUUUCUUGCUGAAUUUGUUGGAAAAGGCAUGUUGACAGCUUCUAUAGAAGGUGACAAUUAUUUGGCCCCAUCGUCGAAAAUUGUGUUGAGAACGUUGAGAGAACUGAGUUACAACCACAUAAAAGGAAACCUAGUCAUAGUGCGAGCAAACUCUGGCGAUUUACUGAAUUUUGGUCUAGCAGUCGAGAGAGCGGUGAAUGAUAAUUUGCGAGUAAAACUGCUCCCCAUCAGCGAUGAUGUCGACAAUGUAGGAGUGCCGAAAACGUGCAAAAGAGGCCUGAGUGGAAUUAUAUUGAUCCUCAAAAUGGCAGGGGCAAUGUCCGAAAGACAACAUUCUUUGACCGAUAUUUUCAAAUUUUGUAAAAAGUACUCCAACAACGUUGUCAGUACAGAUAUCGAUUACUCUCUCCUAUCAGACAAUGACGGUGGUAAUGAAUGUACCUGCAAUAGCAAAAGUGCUGUGCACUACGGUGUAAAGAGGAUGAGAUCAAGUCUGAACCUAGCGCAAGGUCUUUGCGUUGAAGCUUUGAACCACAUCGUAACUAUUCCACAAGAAGAUUCUAAUAUAGAAUUUGACGAUUAUGGAGAAGAUGGUCAACAUAGUAAACUCCUUUUGAAGCCCGAGGAUAACAUCGUUAUUUUAUUGAAUAACAAUGGUAUAUUGAACAGAAAUGAAGAAUGGCUUUUUGCUAAAGAGAUAUUAGAUUUCCUAGCUGGAUCGUCGGUUCAAGUACAUCGAUUUUAUGUGGGAAAUUUCAUGAGAUGUUUGGAACGCAAUAAUUUGAAUCUUACGGUUAUGAAAGUUGAAGAUAAGGAAGUUUUGAGCUACCUUGAUGACCCUUGCAGUGCACCAGGUUGGCAUAAAAUGAAUCAAGGAUUAAUUGGACCGUUAUCAACUGAUAAUGUACUCAACAGCAAAUUGAAGAGAAAAGAGCGAUUAUCUCCUCCAAUCAGAGGCAUCAAGUUGGAUGAUAAUUUGGCAAAUGUUUUGUUAUUCUCGACUCAGUUUGCAUGUGAUGCCUUGAUUUCAUGUGAGAAGCAGCUGAAUAUAAUUGACGCAGAAAAAGGUGAUGGAGAUACUGGUACUAGACUGAAAAAUGCAGCUGAAAUUCUACUCAAAAGAAUGAAACAGGACAAACUGAUAACAAGCUAUCCAUUCACGUUUUUCGAGUCCCUGAGCAAGAUAUUGGAAUCGAGCCUGGGUGGUACUAUUGGAUGUAUAUAUAGCAUACUGUUUGAGGCAGCGGCAAAAGUUUUCAAUGAAUACUCGGAAAGUACAGAAAUAACACCUUCCAUAUGGCUGAAUUCAUUCGAAUGUGCUGGAGAGGCCUUGAAAAGGUAUGGAAAUGUAGAGGACGGAGAUGGUACGAUGUAUGAUCCUAUUUAUGCUUUCACACAAACGUCAAGACACGAAUUCGAACAAGGUAAUAACUGUAUGGACUCUUUCGGGAAAGGAGUAAAAGUUGCCGAAGAAACAGCUCAGUUAACGAAAAAGCCUAAAUAUAGGUAUCCCGAUUCUGGAGCACAUGCUGUAGGUAUAUGGAUGAGAGCAGUAUUUGAAGGAGUGAAACUUAGGUGUUCAUUCGACUAAUUGAAUUGUAUAAAGUAUGUGCAAUUUGAAUCCGUAAGACCGUCGUAUUCUGGAAGA